This is a messenger RNA of Periconia digitata, 1435 nucleotides long. The record is from the annotation of a GenBank genome assembly. NCBI's taxonomy places the organism in Eukaryota, Fungi, Ascomycota, Dothideomycetes, Pleosporales, Periconiaceae.
GGGCCUUUCACACUCCCCAUCAGCCACCUUCUUUUGCGGAACCCAGCUAAUAUCAAUAUCCUCUGCUCUAUAGAAAGAUCUAAACACGAUGACUCUCAUUUUCACUUUGGCCCUGGCCUGGUGGGUGGCUCUCGCUGCAGCGGUCCCGCACCGCGCUGGGAAAGUCCUCGUCAAGGAGCCUGCCGUGCCGGCCACGAUAGUCGUCAACGCGACUCUUUUGUCGCACGGCAUCGAAGGCGAAGUCAAGGCAGCUAACGACGGCGAUGAUCCCGUCCGUCAUGGCUGUAUCGCCACCGUCUAUGAGCAUCCUAACUACAAGGGCAAGGUCUGGGGUAUCGAGCCUCGCGAGAUGGGAGACACCCCGACUUCUUCGCAGUGCACCCGGGUCCCUGACAAUACCAUCUCCGCCAUCAAGUUUGAAAAGGAGAAUUACGGCGGGCGCGGCUUCUCUUGCUACAUAUACGAGAAUGAUAACUGCGACCGUGAUGUCGGAUACCAUAAUUGGGUUGGUGAUGAUGUGGCUGACUUGCGUAACAUUGGCUGGGACAACCGUCUUCGAACGGUGGCUUGUUACUGGCGUAGCGAUGGCUUCCAUUGGGAUAAACGCCAGUCUCUCGCUAGUGGCCCCCAGGAUCAGGCUAUGGAACUAUAUCAAAAUGCCCAUCUUCGAGGCUGGUACAAGAUCUACACCCGCUCCAUGUUGGAUGCACAAGAAUGUUUAGAAAUCCCCUAUGGGUUUGGUAUCUCUUCGAUUCAGUACCACUCCAUCGGGCAGCAUUACUGUGCGUUCUACGCGUCGGUCAGGUGCAACCAGGGGAUCCAGCAAACUUAUGUCGAAUUCACUAGAACGCAGGACUAUGUCGGAUAUGUAUGGGAAGAUAUGAUCAACAGCGUUAAGUGCUUCAAAGUCCAUGGUAGUCAAGCACUGCUCGAAUCGGAAUCUGGAAUGAUCCAAAUCCCGGCCCAGGAAACACUCGGCGACACCAGCGAGCCGCAAGUUGCAGAAAAAGUUGAGCUGGUCCGCAAGCACACCGACCCUCCACCGACUUCGGGGCCCGCAUCGCUAUUCAACGAGACCGAAUCGGGCCCCCAAGGUGGCAAGCAAUGCAUCAAGCUAUUCCCCGAGCCAAACUUCCGUGGAAAGUGGUAUUGGUACCAAGACGAGGACCAGAUGAAUUUGCCAGACGGGUAUUGCGCCUACCUUCCAGGCGACGCGUCAAUUUCCUCGAUCAAGAAGGGCGACUGUGCGAUUUGGUGCGCGGCUUUCAAGAACAACGUUGUCGACUGCAACAUUAAUAUCCAUGAGCAUUUCCGCAUCACGCAGGAUUGGCCCAAGCUUUGGUCAAGCAUGGACAGCCAGAUCACGCACUUCAAGUGCUUCAACACGCCGUGGAACGCGGAAAAGCAUGGUACUCUAGGAGUACCUUUGGACUAG